AUGGAAUGUUGAGCAAUUGUGCCAAUAAAACUGAAAUGAGGUAGGAGAAUCUUGAUAUUAAUAGUAUAUGGUAAAUCUUCUCCUCCAAGUCCUUUAAAUAAUUCUUUAAUUUUUGAUUUUUCGAUUGAAAAUAUUUUAAAUUCCUUGCUUUCAAUCAGCCAUUUCUCUUUUACACAAAUUAAAUUAAUCCCCCAACUUCUUUUCAAUUGAUUUGAAAAUAAAAUUGCUUAA
Molecule: messenger RNA, 231 nt
Organism: Blepharisma stoltei
Lineage: Eukaryota; Ciliophora; Heterotrichea; Heterotrichida; Blepharismidae
Source: the annotation of a GenBank genome assembly